UCCUUUUCUUUAUGCCAGAUAGUGAGUUCUACCAGCAUGUUACAAAAGGAAAGAGGAAAAAGACAAGUGAAUGGUGACACUAACAAAACUUUUACCCAGAUGUGCUGGCUCACUGAGAUAAGAAAAUAAAAAGGGAGUGAAAUCAGGAGAUAGCAAAAGCAUCUAAUAGACCAGACCUCAUGGAUUCAGAUGGGCUCCACUAGUUGAGCCUUAAAAUUCAGAGUUGCAGGCAAAAGGCCAUAUAACUAUUCAACAAUGUAACUGAUUGGAUAAUUAAGCUAGUUAUGCACAGUGCACAUAUAUCAAAUCUAAAUCAAGGAAAAGGAAAAUACACAAGUACCAGUGAUCAGAGUCCAAGCUUGGUCUCUUCAGGGAGGAAGCUGGUGACAGCUUGUUGAGUUUUUCAGGGAAAACAUCCAGUUUGUUGAAAAACCUCCUUCACAAGCUCAAGGCAUCUGCGCAGGAGUGGCUGUCUGGACCCUAUCCUUUGCUAAGACCAUCCAAUGUGGAUUUCCUAACUAUCUCUGCUGCUUUCCCUCUCCUCCUCUAGUCUGUAGAGAGAAACUCCAACCCCAGAAGAGAGAGGUAUCUGCAGGGGAGCAACCUGGAGAGUGGAAGAAUGCAGGAGAAAAGUAUGCCAGCCAGUAAUACAGGGAUAAUGAGAGCCACUCACUUGCUGCAGUUACCGCAAGAAAUGCUGACUGAGAUAAUCAGGUACCUUCCUCCUGCGGAAAAAUCCAAGGUCCGUGCCACAUGCAGUCUCUUCAAGGACCUGGUUAAUCAGCCUGUUGUGUGGCAAAAGAGUACCAUUGUUCUCCGACGCAUAAGCGCUUUCAACGCUGAGUUCUGGGAUGUGCUUCGGAAAAGAAAGAUCACUUCUGUAGAAGUGAAAGAAAUCGGGCUUAAGCAAUGGCAAAAGCUGCUGAGGUUCAUGCCUGGUCUACUAGAUGUAACUGUGGAUUCCCUCUGGAGCGAGGAAAUCCUGCAAGGUUUACAGCUGCUCACAGAUCUACAGAAACUUCACUUGAAAAUGUGCUCUAGGUUAUCUGAGAGAAGUGUAAUCAGGGAAAUUGUGCACUUUCAACACCUUACCCACUUGUUGUUGUGCGACAUAACCUUCUUAAGAGGCAGGGAAUUGAUCAAAAUUGCUUGCUUACAAAACCUACAUAUGCUCUCAUUGCAUACUGUGCAAAAGGCUCUUCCUGAGAAAGCACUAGAGUAUGUUUUAUUCCAUUUACCAAAACUCAGAGAACUGUCACUUUCUUAUAUCCUGAAUAAGGAGCAUUUUUUGUUAUGCCUCAGUUUGCCAGAUAGACAUCACAUCCCUUAUUCAUCAGAAGAGUCGCCUCCUGUUACAAAACUUCAGCUUCACACUCUGGCCUUGAGGCAAACUGGUUAUAACCUUCUUUCAGAGCGUUUCCUGGAUCAGCUCUCCACCAUCCACACUCUGACUGUUUGUUACAUCAAGGACUUUUUGUUACACUCAGUGGAUGUCUUUGGACAGUUGCUGAAGAACCUACCAAACUUGACAGAAUUAAAUCUUCUAUGGAUCUCCAAUUUGGAUAUGUUUGUUGAUAACAUUCCUUCCAGCCUUGUUAAACUAAGUGUGAUCGGAACCAAGCUCUCAAACUCUGCUCUCAGCUGUUUGUCUGACAAAUCCUGGAAGCUAAGAGAAAUGGAUCUAACCCUCUCAUAUGGAUUUGAUGAAAAGACUCUGAAACAAUUUCCGCACCUCUUUCCAUUGCUGACUAGACUCUGCCUUAGUGGUUUUGUUUUGACUGACAAUAUCUUGAUGAGCUUGGCUAAAAUGGAGAGUUUGCGAGAACUUGAUGUUACUGGUAGCACAAAUCUGACAAAAGAAGCAAUCCAGAAUUUUCGCAUCACAACAGACUGCAGGGUACAUCUCCUCGUAGAGCGGCAUUCAGUGUCUUCUAAAUGUGACUGCUUAUGGAGCACGUAAUGCACUGCCUUUCUUAUAACCUACCACUGUUUACAGACUUUUGAUUGCUAAAUGUACUGCUAUCAGGAAACCAAGAAUGUUUCUGUCAAGUUCUUCUGAAAUUCCAUGUGAGGAAGAGAUGUAGUGGAAACAAACCUCCACCAUUCUCCAUAACUGAAUAGCUCUUCACUACAGCCAAUGGCUUAUGAAUAUGAAAAACAGAAAUGUCAUCUUUGAGCCUGUAACUCUGCCAAGACAGAACUGUAAACAAAUACUGGCAUUCUAUAUUAAAAUUUCUGAGUAAGUCUCCAAUGGCCAUUGAUAAAACUGUACACUUCUGUUUAAUAUGAUGCUUGACUACAUGCAAAUGAUAUUUUUCUUUUACUGUGUUGUCAUUUCUGCCUGGUAAAUUUUAUUGACAUUCUAAGCCAGCAGCUCAGGCAUGGGAGAAAGGACAGUGGAAAUAAGAGAAGCUGGGGCUCAGGGAGACUGGAAAAUAAUUAAGGGAAAUACAAGAGGGGAGGGACUUGUCAGCAUCUAAGUCUCCAGUGAAGUGUCAGCAAGAAGGAGGUGCCUGGGUGGAUAAAGGCGAGUUACUGAAAAGGUCAGGAUCCCAGCAAAUUGCACCAGUCACAGAAUGGAACCACAGGCCCCUUCUAGUUAACCUUUGGCCAACAUGAAAAUUUAUUUUUUCUAUUCUUUUAGGAGUCUUAGACAGUUUUUAAUCCAUAGUGGCUCUUUACCUCCCAACCAGUGAUUACUUAGAUUUUUGUAAUGGCCUUUUAUGGACUUUUUGAAAGCCCAAUAAACAUUCAACCUGUU
Dermochelys coriacea (leatherback sea turtle) is the source of this 2761-nucleotide messenger RNA. RefSeq lists its product as uncharacterized. The record is from RefSeq and is a predicted model, not a curated record. The transcript is spliced from 5 exons. NCBI's taxonomy places the organism in Eukaryota, Metazoa, Chordata, Testudines, Dermochelyidae. Gene Ontology annotation, molecular function: protein binding. The coding region runs from base 620 to 1960 and encodes 446 amino acids.